This is a messenger RNA of Monopterus albus (swamp eel), 2493 nucleotides long. RefSeq lists its product as uncharacterized. The coding region runs from base 60 to 2294 and encodes 744 amino acids. The transcript has 17 exons. The record is from RefSeq and is a predicted model, not a curated record. Lineage: Eukaryota; Metazoa; Chordata; Actinopteri; Synbranchiformes; Synbranchidae.
CGGAGGUAAACACGGCUGGCAGCUUUCAAAUGGACUAGGGCUUCAGUUUCUCUUUUAAUAUGAAAAUAGUAUUUUUCUAUAUUUUGUGCGGGGUGGUGCUGCUGCUCGCACUACAUCUCUGUGUUACCACUCCUGUGCCUCCAGGAGUGUUUCAGACCAGGUGCCUCGAGCGUCACUUCUGGCUUUCUGUUAAAUCCACUUUCCUUGGCUCGAUGACCCGUUUUGACUUCGAAGACCAGCAUGGACUCCACUUCCUGUCCCAUCACGAGGCCGCACUCUGUGGUUACACCCUCCUAGUCAACCAUGAUGGAGACCUGGUGCUUCGCGCCUCCUUCCUGGCUUGUCAUGUCCACACCCAGACAGGGGCAGACUAUCUCCUGCGUCUUCGGUUUGUAAACCUGCAGACAGAGGGAACAGUGACAGCGUACCCCUUCCAGCUCCACUGCUCUGUCCGAGGGAAGUGGAGCACCAGAGAGAUUGUCUGUGAGGAAAACUACAUGGAGGUGUCCAUUCAGGAACCUGUUCUGCCUGCUAAAUCCAACAAUAAGAAGGAAGCAGAGGAGUCAGAUGUGGCUGUGAUGUUCCACAGAGCCGAUUGGGCACCAGGGAAAGCGAGGGUCUUGUCCCAGACAGAGGCUGCUGCUCUGGGCUAUCGCAUCUCGCAGCACGGGUCACGUCUUACCCUCCGUUGUGCCUAUUCCUCCCCUCUCUCAUACUUCAUUAAGGAGAAGGGAGCGGAUUUAGAGGUUGUCAGAGCAGCCAUCCUGUACCGACUCCAGGAUGGUUUCCUACCUCUUGACGCCACUGUUGCCUGUGCUCUGAAUGAGGCCACAGCAGAUGUCUCUGACCUGCUGUGGACCGUCCCUUAUAUUCUCUCUCCUCUGGUUCACGGGCAGUUUAGGGACAGAGGCAUAUGGUUCGGAGUGAACAGCCAAGCUCUGACUCAGUCUCAGAACAGAGACAGAGGAUACAGGGUUGGCCUGCAGGAGGGCUGGGUGGAGGUCAGGAUUCCAGCAGGAGCCCAGGGUGCACACCUAAAGAGUGGAGUUGUGAGGGGACAGUACAGCUGGUCCACGUCAGUGGAUCUGUUCUUCAUGAGUCAGUGGGAGGACGACCGCUGGCCCCUCACUCAGCAUCGCUCCUUCAGGCUCCUGAGCACUCCUCUCAUCCCACAAACCCUGUUGUUCACCAACACCACAUCCCCAUUCAAGGGGUUGUUUUCUGUCACCUUGGGCUUCUUUGCACCUGAUGUCUCCCUCCAGAAGGUGGCAGUAGACGGCGGCGGUGACCUUUUAACCUGGACCCAAAGCCACCAAACACAGAGCGACACAGGCCUCGUGCUGUCCAGGGUCUCCCACCAUAAUGGGAGCUACUCCUACCAGCUUCAUUUCCCCUUGUCACAUCCAAAAAUAAUCCCUGAGUAUAUAGGUGGUGGCUAUAAGACGUACAGCUUCAUUUUCACCUUCACUCUGAACAUCUCGCCCACUGGAGAGGUGUUUUAUCAUCAGUCCACCAUAGAGCAUAGUGUGGAGUACAUAGCUCCGGGUUUGCCCACUCUGGAGGGGAAGUGCACAGAGAACAGCCUGCUGGUGCUGCUGCACCACGGGACCCAGGCCGAGCUGCAGUGGGAGCUCUUCAUCGGCGCCCGCAAGCUGGACUGGGACCUGGUGGGGGUGGGGGAGUUCAUGGUGGAGGCUGAGGAGGAAUAUUUGGCUGUGGAGAUCCCUCUCCACAGCCCCCUGUUGAGCUACGAGGAGCUGACACUGUGGGGUUUUGUUGCUGGGGUGGCGCUCUCUGUUGUGGAUGCAGAGUCUCUGAAAGUACAGGACAGUCUUGUCCAUAAAUGCACCUUUCCUGCUAGAGAACUACUGGUGUGUCUGCCAGAAGGGAGGAUGGUGGCAGUAGUGGACACCACCCACACUAUCCCAUACACACACCCCAACCGAACCACUCUAUCAGACCCCAGCUGUGUUCCCAUGGAGACGGACGGCGCCAGAGCUCUGUUCAGCUUCAGCCUCAACUCCUGUGGGACGACCGUCACUACUGAGGGAAACUUCUUGGUUUAUGAAAACCAGAUCAGUUACAAUCAAGAUUUUCUGCCUUUGGAUGAUCCUGUUAUACACAGAGAUUCUCCAUACAGACUUACAAUCCAGUGUCGCUACCCUGCGAAUAGUAGUAGUACCGUCGCUGUCCAACUUCCUGGGAGCUCAUCUCUGCCAGUCAAACGCACAAACAGGGAAGCUGCAGACACAGGUGUGUGUGCGAGUGAGCAUUGUACUGCAACUUACUUAUAAUAAUAAAAUCAUUUUGAUCUGCGUUUGAUUUGUGUUGGUGUGAAAGUAUGAAAAUAACAAAAGUCUACCCCAUUCAGGUGAAAGAAAAUGGGGGGUGAAUUUGAAGGGACAUCAGGUUGUGAAACCUGAUUUAAAUUAACACUGCUAAAUGUUCUACACAAAUACUAAAAUCUGCUUUAUAAUGAGAUGAACUGGGAGG